AUGAUCCUGCUUCCAGCGAGUUUCAAGUAUGAUUUGAAGCGAAACAAGCUUACCAAGAUGUCAUUCCAGAUUCCCGUGUCCAAUUGCACAGUCGCAAUUCCCUCUCUUGGGAAACUGGAGGGAUUCCAGUAUGCCAAUGGUGUCCAGCAGUACUGUGGUAUUCCGUACGCCAAUCUUCCCAGGCGCUGGACUAGAUCCACUCUGAAAACCUCUUGGGAGGGCGAUUACCAUGAUGGGACGAAGCUAGGAAGCGAUUGCCCUCGACCAUAUUUCGAGGGAGAUGACGGUGACGACCUCGUGCCCGGGCCGCCAAACCCCAGUUUUCCAGAACCUCCCAAGACCGACGAGUUAGAUGGUCUUGUGAUGAACAUUGUACUCCCAUUUCCUCCAAGUGAACGAAAGGUUCCAGUCCUGGUAUAUGUGCAUGGAGGUUCGCUACUGUACGGCGGUGCCAAUCUCCCCAUCUUCGACGCGGUAAACUUAGUUUCGCAAAGUGUUGAGAUGGAGAUGCCCAUUGUUUGCGUCAAUUUCAAUUAUCGAGUCGGCCUGGGAGGUUUCAUGGCUAGUGAGGCCAUUCUGCGCGAGUUGCAACAAGACGGGUUUCAAGGAUGCGGGAACUUCGGCUUCACCGAUCAGCAGGUUGCUUUUGAUUGGGUUCAGCGAUACAUUGAGAGCCUGGGUGGAGAUCCGGAUAGAGUGACUGCUGUUGGAGAAUCUGCUGGCGGCAUAUCGAUCAGCAACCAGCUUGUGGCUGCACAUCCCCCGCGGUGCCACCGUGCAGUCUGUAUGUCAGGACUGUCUGUGUCCAUUCCUCCCUGGGACAUGAAGCAACAUGAGGCAUUAUUCCAGGCGGUUUGCCGACACUUUCAGAUCGAUGCCUCGCGGCCUGACGUACUAGACUGCCUUCGCCAAAUUCCUCAACAGGAGCUUGCCGACGCGACCCCCGAAAUUCAAGGAGUGCUUUCCGGAACAGGCAACCCUUGCCUCGACGGUUGGUUCUAUCAGAGAGAUCCUUGUGAGAUUCAGGACCCGCCCGCUUGGCUUGAAGCCUUAAUGCUGGGAGAUACUUACCAUGAAGGAAUCAUUUUCCAUCUAAAUCUCCUGAAAGACGAUUUUGCUUCGAUUCGAAAGACACUGCUCGACCAUAUCGAGAAUGAGAACGAAACAGAUGAGAUUCUGGCAGAAUACAACAUUCACCCAGGGCUAUCACACAAAGUCCUCCUCGAGCGCGUUGAACAUAUGUGCGGCGACGCAGUCUUCAAGAUUCCCAACUACGCCACGGCCCUGAAGAGCAUGCAUCUCCACGAGCAAAAAGCUCUCUUCUUGUAUCACUUUGAUCAGCGCUCUAGAAUUCAGAACGCGCUAGAAGGAACCGCAUACCAUGCUCAUGAGCUGCUAUAUCUUUUUCAGAAUCUGAAAAACAAGAUGAGCCCGGAAGAAAGAGCCAUGGCUCGGGAUUUCGCGGCCGCAUGGAUCAAAUUCACAUGUGGCGAAGCGCCAUGGACGGCAUCCAAGGGGGACUGGAAGGUUUGGGGACAGGAUAGCGCUCAAGCCAUAAGAAGCGAAGAGGAAGAUGAGAACGUCCGAUUGUAUGCACGAAUGCGGCGAUUGCUCGCCAUGGGAGAUGGGAAGACCUGGAAAAGAUGGCUUAACGGGGUGGAUGCAUUGGUAAAUAAGAGAAUGAACAUGGGUAAAGGAGUGCAAGUCGCUCCAUAA
This is a messenger RNA of Aspergillus thermomutatus, 1716 nucleotides long. RefSeq lists its product as uncharacterized. The coding region runs from base 1 to 1716 and encodes 571 amino acids. The transcript has 2 exons. The record is from RefSeq and is a predicted model, not a curated record. Lineage: Eukaryota; Fungi; Ascomycota; Eurotiomycetes; Eurotiales; Aspergillaceae.